Molecule: messenger RNA, 673 nt
Organism: Corvus hawaiiensis (hawaiian crow)
Lineage: Eukaryota; Metazoa; Chordata; Aves; Passeriformes; Corvidae
Product: PHD finger protein 7-like
Exons: 4
Coding region: 44-673 (209 amino acids)
Cellular component (GO): nucleus
Source: RefSeq, a predicted model, not a curated record
CAUCUGCCUGGACACCGUGGAAAACAGAAUCUCCUACAAAACCAUGGGCUGCCCUGCAUGCCAAGACGCCCGCUUCCACCGGCAGUGCAUCCAGAGACUGGCUCUGCACGCUGGCAUCGGCUUCCGAUGCCCGUGUUGCCUGAACCAAGAGCCAUUCAUGAUGGAAAUGCUCACCAUGGGGAUCCGACUCUCCAAGAGACCCCCAUCAUGGGAGAGUGUCCAAGCAGUCACACCCUUAGGUCAGAGGCAUGGCCGCUGCGAUGCCGAAACGUGCCUUUGUCCAGGAGGCAGGGAGCACGCGGAGGAAGAGGGACCCUGGCAACUGAGGCUGUGCAGCUCCUGCGCUGCCGAGGGCACCCACAGACACUGCUCCUCUUUGGGGAACAGCACCUACUCCUGGGAGUGCCACACCUGUGCUGGCACGGAGACUGGCUCCACUGGCAAACCAGAGCUUGUCAGCCCCAGCACUUCCAGCCAGGAAUUUUCAAUGCCCUCCCAGGGUGUGUUGCUCCUCAACAGCAGCUGCUUCCUUCGCCCUCGGCAGGCCUUGAAGCGGCGCUACCCUGAGGAAGAAAUACCAUCACGGACAACGUACAGCCCUCCUGCAAAACGCCGCAGGAUCGAUGAUGGCCCAGCCCACAGUGCCAAUGACAGCAGCCCCAGCACUUCCUAA